ACUUUCCUCUCAGUAUUUCUUCCCUUCAUGCUCCAUUAGACUUUUUUCUGAGUACUUAGAAGAGAACACUCGCACACACUCGAAGCCGACUGAGAAUGACCGAAGAAGCGCAAGAUAGCGAGACUGUGAAGAACGACGCGCACGAUAACAUGGAGUCCCAAAUUAAGGGUGCCAUGCACUCUCGCAUUUCUCACUUCAAAGAACAAGCCGAUUCUUUGACUCUUGAGGGGGUUCGGAGAUUGUUAGAGAAGGACCUCGGGGUAGAGACAUAUGCUCUGGAUGUGUAUAAGAAAUUUAUAAAGCAAUGUUUGGCGGAGUGCAUGAAUGUUGCUGGUGACAACAAUGCCUCAAAUACUUCUGGGGAAACUGCUAAACCAAAUGUUUGUUCAACAAAAGGAGGAGAAGGAGAAAAAUCGCCUGAAAGUCGUCAGUCAACAAAAGAUGUAAAGGAACCUUGCUCCGAAGAUGCAGAGAAAAUGGAAGACUCUCCUGUAUUGGGCCUUCUGACCGGAAAUAAAACACCUAAAUCUGAAGCUGAGGAAACUCAAGGCCAUGAUAAAGAACCUCCAAGUGAGAGCGCAAUAAAGAUAGCCAUCAGAAAAAGAGCUGCUUACAUCAAAGCUAAUUCUGAGACAAUUACAAUGGCUGGACUUCGUCGAUUGUUGGAGGAAGAUUUUAAACUUGAUAAAUAUGCUCUUGAUCCAUAUAAGAAGUUGAUUAGUGAGAAAUUAGAUGAGGUACUGAGAUCCGAUGAAGUUUUGAAACCUUCAACUGUGGAAAAGAAGAAAAACCUCAAGAACAAUUCUCAUAACAAAGCAUCGAAAAAGGUCACUAGUCAAGGAAGUUCUGAUUCAUCAGAAAGUGAGACCAGAGAGGAAGAAGAUGAUGUAAAACCCAGAAAGAAAAUUGUUUCAAAAGGAAAGUUGCAGAAUUCUGAAGGGCUUAAAAAACGGAAAAGACUGGAAAAGGAAACCAAGGUAUCUGGCAAGAAGCAUAUCAAGGCUACAAAAACAGUGUCAAAGGAUAAUAGUGAUGCAGAAGAGAGUGAGAUUGUGUCUGAAGAUGAUCCAUCACAAUCAUCUGCUGAGAAACCUGUGAAGAAAAAAGAAGUUUCAACUCCAGCAUACGGGAAACGCGUAGAGCAUCUAAAAACAGUAAUCAAAUCAUGUGGGAUGAGUGUUCCUCCCUCAAUUUACAAGAAGGUCAAGCAGGUUCCUGAGAAUAAACGUGAAACUCAACUAAUAAAGGAAUUGGAGGACAUACUUUCUAGGGAAGGACUGUCUUCAAAUCCUUCUGAAAAAGAAAUCAAGGAAGUCAAAAAGAGAAAGGAAAGAGCAAGAGAACUUGAAGGCAUUGACAUGAGUAACAUUGUGACAAGUUCACGAAGAAGGUCCACAACCAGUUUCAUACCUCCACCAAAGCCCAAAAUACCAGAGGUAAGCGAUAGUAGUGAUACUGAACACAGCAACAAUGAUGGUGAUGAUGACAGUGACAAUGAUGAUGAUGACAAUAAUGAUGGCGGUGAUCACGGUAGCAAGAGUGAAGAAGGAAAUGAGGUUGCAGAGGAGGCCGAGGACAGUGAUUAAAUAUUGCGUGCGGUAGGAGUUGGUAGAUGAUUGAUGAGAGGAGCUUCAAUUUUUUAUGGAGAAUAAUGAUGUAUCAUGUAUUAAUCCUUUUAAUUUGAUUUUACUUUGUACUGGGUGUGGCAACAUGCGACCUUUGAUGGAGAACCUGUUGACACCUUUGCCUAUUAGGAAUUUUAGACUAUAGUCAAUUUAGUAAUUUUUAAGGCUAUCUUCCCUAUAGAAGGUAGAGUAGAUUUAAGCGUAGAUUGUUGUAUGUUAACAUUUCAGUCAUGACUUAUAUUUAGUUAUAAAUGUAUAAAAGACGUCGAGGCCCUCUUGAAUGUUCUUCCUAUAAUAUGAAAUACUUGUUUAUUUUGGUUUCUA
Molecule: messenger RNA, 1949 nt
Organism: Pistacia vera
Lineage: Eukaryota; Viridiplantae; Streptophyta; Magnoliopsida; Sapindales; Anacardiaceae
Exons: 9
Coding region: 96-1586 (496 amino acids)
Cellular component (GO): nucleus
Source: RefSeq, a predicted model, not a curated record